AUGGCCUCGCGUCGAGCGCUUGCAACUGUAGAGCAACAAGGUGAUGGCAAAUCAAGAAAUUUUGGUUUCGUCGGGUUCAAGUCCGAGAAAGAUGCUCACAAGGCCCUCAAGUACUUUCAAGAUACGUACAUCGACACGUCAAAGAUUACUGUCGAGUUCGCAAAGCCGGUUGGUGACUCGUCGCUGUCACGGCCAUGGAGUAAAUACUCUGAGGGUAGCUCAGCCCAUGAUCGCGUGACUAAGAAACACUCUUCUGCUGAUGUUUCAGAGAACCCGACGAAACCAGAGAAGAAGUUGUCAAAGGAGGCACAAUUGCUGCAGAAGGCGAAGACAGACCCUGAGAUGAAGGCGUUUGUUGAGUCGUUCAAACCGAGAUCGAAGACCAAGAUCUGGGAGAAUGACGACCCUCUCCUCGCUGCUGCGGAAGUCAAACAGGUCGGAACCACACGUUGGAUAGGAGGAGUGGAAGAUAGGAAGGAGGGGGAGGGGGAGGAGAACAAGCAGAGCAAGGGAGAUGUAUUUGAAUAUGUUGCUGGAGGCGAAGCUGGAACGAGCGAUGAAGAGUAUGAAGACGUACCGAAGAAGCAGGAGGAUGGAGAGAAGGAGGACGGGGAGGGAGAGGCCAAGGGGGCAGGAAAGGAUGCGAAUCAGGCGUUCAACCCUGCUCUUGAUGACAUGGCAUACUUGAAGGCCAAGAUGAGCAGCAGCUGGAAAGAUUCAGACGACGAGGAUGAAGGAGCCUCUGAAGACGAGAUGAGUGAUGAAGGAGGGAUGAAGAAAGUUUCUAAGGGCCGGGACGAUGAAGAGGAACAGGAGGAGGACGAAGGCGGUGAGGAGGAGGAUCAGGAGAUGUCAGAAGGAGAAGGCAAAGAUCGAAAGGAAGACCAGCCUGACAUGUCUCAUGUUACACAAGCAACGAGGCAAGAUGUUGAGCAAGACAAACGGGACGAUGACGAAGAUGAUGAAGUGGAGGACGGGAGACUUUUUGUCAGAAAUCUCCCAUACUCAACGAGUGAGGAAGAGCUUACAGCCUUCUUCAGCAAGUUCGGGGAGCUGAGCGAAGUUCACAUCUGCAUCCACAACAUCACAAAAGAGCCGACGGGGAUGGCGUUUAUCUUGUUCCUCAUCCCUUCGGAUGCUGACAAGCAAGCAAAGCAGAGGAGGAAAGAGGAGGAGGAGCAGAAGAAGCUGGAGGCGGGGAAGGACGGGUCCUCCUACAAGGCAAAGAAGAAGGAGCAGCAGAAGAAAACUUCUGCCUCUUCGCACAACUGGAACAUGUUGUUCAUGAGGUCUGACACAGUUGCUGAAGCUAUCGCCAACAAACAUCAGAUGGACAAGGCCCAACUCUUGGACCACGAGUCUUCCUCCAGCAUGGCCGUUCGCAUGGCUCUGGGGGAGACUCAUAUCAUAGAGACAACUAAGUCUGACCUGAGAGAAAACGGAGUGAAUGUGUCUUGCCUCGAGGUAGCGUGGAACUUGUUUUUGGUGGAGAAGAAGCCCAGGGACAGGUCGAACACAGCAAUGCUGGUGAAAAACAUUCCAUUCAGCACAACUCUACAAGAGUUAAGAGAGUUGUUCGAGAGAUUCGGAGAUGUCAGUCAUGCUGUGCUCCCAAAGACAAAGACGAUGGCGAUCGUCGACUUCACUCAUCCCUCGGAAGCUCGAAAAGCCUUCAAGUCUCUUGCUUACUCUCAAUUCAAGCACCAACCCAUCUACCUCGAGUGGGCACCUGUCGACAUUUUUCUGCCCGGGGCGCCGACGCUGUCCUCGGAAGGGGGCAAGAAGCAGCCCAAGGCAGUCGAGGAAGAAGGCAAGACCCAGGAGGGCGGCAAGGCAGGCAAGCAGGAGAAGCAGCAGGAGGAGAAAUCUCCUGAGGGAUCGGGGAGGACCCUGUACGUGAAGAACCUCAACUUCAAGACCACGGAGGAGGCGCUGAAGGGGAAGAUGGAAGGAGGAGGAGGGGAAGUGAAGGCGGUCAGGAUCGUGACGAAGCCGAACCCUAAGGCAGGGAAGGACAGCAAGGAGCCUUCCCGUCUGUCCAUGGGCUAUGGCUUCGUCGAGUUCAAGCGGAGCAAGGACGCGAACGAAGCGCUGAGGAAGCUGCAAGGAACGAAACUUGACGGGCAUGUCCUACAGCUGAAGAUGUCUUCAAGAGUGUCGGCGGACUCUUCAGCCGGAGAGGUCGACGUCACCAAGGACAACAGGAGCAGGGCAAAACCCAGCGACUCCCAGGCCCCCCAGGACUGCAGCAAGCUCGUCAUCCGCAACGUCCCCUUCGAAGCGAACAAGAAGGAGCUGCGAGACCUGCUGUCGUCGUUCGGGGAGCUGACGAGCCUGAGGCUGCCGAGCAAGUUCGACGGGAGCCAUCGGGGCUUCGCGUUCGCGGAGUUCGUGACGCAUCAGGAGGCGGCAGCGGCUAAGGACGCGCUAGGGGCGACACACUUGUAUGGCAGACAUCUCGUGAUCGAGUGGGCGGAGGAGGAGCAGAGUCUUGAGGCUGUGAGGAGGAAGACUGCUCGGUACUUCUCCAAGUUGUCGGAAGCCACAAGUCAGCAGGCAAGUGAUGAUGUUGCUCCGACCCACACGCUGAGAGGAGCCUGGGGGUUGCAGGGGACGGCCAAGAGGAGGAAGAUCGAAGAGACGCUGGAGGAGAACGGAGAGAUGGCGUUCGAGGAAGCCUUCGACUGA
Messenger RNA from Guillardia theta CCMP2712, 2688 nucleotides. RefSeq lists its product as hypothetical. The record is from RefSeq and is a predicted model, not a curated record. Bases 1 to 2688 code for a protein of 895 amino acids. Lineage: Eukaryota; Cryptophyceae; Pyrenomonadales; Geminigeraceae. Gene Ontology annotation, molecular function: RNA binding. The transcript has 23 exons.